This is a messenger RNA of Hevea brasiliensis (rubber tree), 482 nucleotides long. RefSeq lists its product as uncharacterized. The transcript has a single exon. The record is from RefSeq and is a predicted model, not a curated record. Bases 75 to 281 code for a protein of 68 amino acids. Lineage: Eukaryota; Viridiplantae; Streptophyta; Magnoliopsida; Malpighiales; Euphorbiaceae.
UUUAUUUGCCUUCCCAUACCUUGUGGAAACCCGAAUUUGAAAACUACUGAUACCUGGCUAGUCGUCAUAACCUCAUGGUUUGUUUCUGCUUCUUGGUGGACCAAAGAAGGAAGAUUAAGAGAAGCAAGCCGGUGGCCGGAUCCUGUUCGCGCUGCGGCCGCGGAGCUAGCGUGGCUGACAUGAGAACUGCUACAAGGUUUUGUUAUAUUCCAUUUCAUUGGAAAUCUUGGAAAGCUAUCAUUUGUACAUUUUGUGGAUCUAUUCUUAAAUCUUACAGGUAGAAAGUUUUAGAACUAUAUAUCAGAUUAGUUCAUGACUGCAGUAGGGACAAUCUUCUAUUCCUUUUCUGUUUACAUCUGUAGGUAACUCGAUUUAUGCAUUAUUAAUGCAUUUGUUGUGAGCUUGAGAAGCUGCAAUUCAUAUGUAGUUAGCUCAUGUAAGAUGUAUUUGAGAUUCAAUAAUCGUGAGUUUUCUCUUAUUCC